Messenger RNA from Cinara cedri, 4792 nucleotides. NCBI's taxonomy places the organism in Eukaryota, Metazoa, Arthropoda, Insecta, Hemiptera, Aphididae. The record is from the annotation of a GenBank genome assembly.
UAAAUUAAUGUUUAUAUUAAAAUAAAACUAUGCAAUAGUACUCAAUAAUACAAGUUUGCAUGGAAAAAAUAAGAAUACAUUUAGAAUUUAUCUUAAUUAAUUAAUUAACAAAAAAAAAUACUGAUUACAAAUAAUAUGAUAAGUGUAAAUAAAUAAGUUCUGUUCUUUGUCAGAUUGUGAUUCUUUAAAAAAAACAUCAAGCAAAUAGCACAAUUUAAUGACAAGCUUUACUAUAUAAUAAUAAAUUAUAAAAAAAUUUAACAAACUUGCUAAUUCAUUAGAAUCGAUGAUUGUCAUUGGUUAAUAUUUUAAUGUAUCAAGUUACAGUUAAACAAAUUAUUGUGAAAAUUUCCAAGUUGUGGAAAGAUUCAAGAUGAUGUUGACUUUUGUGGUGUAUUAUCAUACGCUUUGCGUAAUCUACGUCUGAAUUCAGAUGGAAAUUUUUCAUAGCAUUUCUUGCAAGCUGGUUUUAAGUCACAUUCAUAGAACUUUGUCUUUUGUGUCAUUUUCUGAUCGCAAAAUGAACAUGCAAAAUGAUGUACACACCAUGCUUUGUUUAAAGCAGUAAAUACUGAAAAAUAAAAUUUAUUUUAAUUAAAAAAAAAAAGUAAGAUUUAUAUCAAUUUUUUCAUACCAUCUCCAGCAAUCACUUGAUUACAUACAAAGCAUAAGUUACCAAAUAACUGAUGAUAGUGAGUCUCACAAUAAGCUAAACCUUUUCUUUCAUAAUGUCUAUGGCCCAAAAAUGGUUUUUCACACUUUGCACAGACAAAAUGUUCUACAUGCCAAUGUUUUCCAAGUGCAGUUACUACACGUUCUUCAAUUGGACGGCGACAUGCUCCACAAAUUGGAAUACCCAUUUUAUCAUGGCAUCGUAAACAAUACAAUUCAUUCUAAAAAUAACAUCAAAACUUAUAAAUUAGGAAAUGGAUUAUGAAGAGUGUGAUUACAUUUCCAGAUCACACAAUAUUUUGCUGAAUUAUAAUUCAGUUUUUGAGUGAAGAUAAAGUGUGCUGAAUUAACACUUUAGAAUAAAAUUAAAUAUGUUAAUCCUUUCAGUGCGCAUAAUUUAUUCAAUAAAAAUUACUUUUUUAUAUUCAAUUCAAAUAGUCAUAUUAUUUUCAACUCAAAAAUUAUGAGGCACAACCAUCUUAAGUUGAUUCAAAAAUAUGAUUUUUUAUUGAUUUGAUACAAUUUACAUUUUUGUGUAUGUGUUAUAAAAUUAUUAUCUUUACAAACAAUUUUUCCUCUACCAAAGAAUAGUCAAAUUUCUUUACUUAUAUUUUAAAGAUUUUCAAAAUUAUAUUUUUUAACAAACGUUAGAUGGUUACUGAUUAAAAAAAAAACUGAAUUAACUCAGAAAUGUGUAUUACAAUAAUCCAUAUCACCUCUUGAAAAAAUAAUUAAAAUCCCUAAAGUCAUACAACCAAAAUAUUUAGUGAUAUCUAGAAAUGUAAUUACACUGUACAUUAUAUUUAUUUGUUUUAACCCAAAAUGUACACUUUUUUACACAUUACACUAUCGUGUCGAUUUAACACCUAUCCAUGUGAUGUUAUUCUUUAUCAAGUGUAUAUUAAAAAAAAAAAAGUUAUUGUAUGGUCUUUGCAAACUAAUUAUUGAAAACUUAAUAUAUUUCUUAAGAUUGUAAACAAUAUUAAAUACUUAAAAAUAUUUAACUAUUUUAAAAGAGUAGAUUAUCAAUGAAAAAUUGUAAUCGAGUUUGUUAUUAAAAACUUUAUUAGCAGUUUUUAAUUUUAAUACAAUAUUUAUCCAAUUUUAUUUUAAAAACAAUCAUUUUUUAAGUUUUUUAAAAUAUUUAUAUUAAAAAUUGAAUGAGUAUUGACAAACAUAUGGUACAUAUUUUAUGUUAGUGUCAAAAAUGUUCAUGUAACAUUUGCUGAUCUUGAUUUCUAAUGAAUAUAUCAAAAAUGUGUUCACAUAAAACAAACUAAAAGACCCUAAAGAUCAGCUUUAGAAAUAAAAUAUAUAUAUAACUCUACAUAUGAAGACAACCUUAUCAGUAUUUUUUAAAUAUUAGGUUAAAAAAUUUAUUUGAUUUUUGCAUUUUAUCUUUAAAACCAAUUUUUUAAGACCUUAUUGUUUGUUUUACAAGAAAAUUUUUCUUAUACUGGCUGUCAGAAAAACCAACAAACAAAACUAUGAUGACCUUUUAAGGUGCAAUGGUAAAACUGGAAAUGGGCCAAAGUACUAGAUUAUAUUAACUAUUGGAUUUUUAAGACCACGUUUCUAUUAUUUAAGUACAUGUUUAUUUGGACAACCUUUAUGAUUACAUUCCCUAUAUUUAGUUGAUAUCAUUGAGUUUACCAUUUCAUUAGCUGUAUAACCGGAUCUAUGUUUAAGUUCACGAGCAUCCGAAUUCAAUUCAACUCCACAAGAAGUGCAAUUAAAAUGGUACCCAUGAUAAACUUCGCCUCUAAACCGUAAUGGUUUAUCAUCAAUAACACCACUAAAUUAAACAAAGUGAUUGUAUUUAUUAAUAAAUGUAACUUUUUUAAAAAAGCACUUUUUCAUAUCAACAUACUGGCACUUGAAACAUAUAUGUUUGCCUGACAAAACUGCUUUAUCUGCUGCAUUGCAUUCAUGGCAUAGAGCUCUAUUUCGAUUACGGACAAACCCACAGUCCGCUAAUUGCUUAUUGCACACUGCACAGCAAAAACAAGCAGGAUGCCAUGAGGCAGACAUUGCCUUAAUAACACGUCCAAUAACAAAUUCACCGCAUUUACCACAGCACGGUGCAAAUAAUACUUGAAAAUCAUGUUCGCAGUAUUUACGACCUUCAAAUUCAUAAAAUACACCAUCGGGGAAUGGUCGAAAGCAUUGGGAACAUCUAUAUGGUAAAUAAACAUGUUAAAUGGUAGCAAUAGUUUUUUUUUUAAAUUAAUUUUAGAACAUUAAAAAUUACUUACACAAAACAUUGAGGAUGCCAUAGCUCACCCUGAGAGUUGACGAUUUUAUCGUGCGGAUCGAAGCCAUCCCUACAACGGGAGCACGACAUGUUGGUGAACGACAUUGUAACACUACUCUCAGACUACCUGAAACAACAAACUGUGUGCACAAGUUCUGUUCACUUACCCAGGCAUUGGAAUUAUUCGUCAAUAAAAGUUACUAGUAACCUAUAAAAAAAUAAGAACUGAAUGAAAUAAACGGAAAUCACUGACAGCAAUUCGCCAACGUAUAGGCCAGAUGGGUGUGUAAACAGCGUUGGCUGUAUGUUUUUUUUUCCUAUACUCACAUCUGUAGGCGUUUCAUGUACUCCCACACACUGAAAUUAGAAUGCUUUAGAAACGACAGAUGCCGUGGGCCAGCUAGAAACUAUUACAAAGUUUCAUACUACUACACUAGAAAUCUACGAUACACAAAAUUACCAAAUCACCAACACGGCUGCACAGUACAUUACUAUUUAUGGAUAACAAGUCAAGGUCGUCAGGGCAGUAAACUCUGGUAUAUUAUUAUUCAUAAGUUGGCGCUUCUGUAUCUCAUGCCUUCCGCCACUCCAUAUUUAAUUGUCAUUAUCAAUAUAUUUGAUAAUUUUUGAAUUUUUUUAUAUAGUUUGAUAAUCAGUAUUCGGUAACAACUAACAAAUAACAAAAACGGUUCACUAAUCACAAAUGUGACUUCAAUUGAAAAUAUUUUAUUUUUAUUAUUUUUAAGUUAUCCGUAUACUAUUGUAUUAUUUCAUUAUUGUGAAUGAUAUUGUUUUUUGUUUUUGACACUUAAAUCACCAUUCGGAUUUAAGUUAUAAGGUAUCUACUAUCGUCAACAAUUAUUCUGAAAAUCAACAAUGGAACCGAUGACACUAGGAUCACCGUCACACGACAGUCCACAAAAACCAACUUAUCUUCCCGGUUUCUUGAUGGGUGAACGGGCACAAUCUCCAAACAAUAAUGCUUCUAUCAGUUCAAUGUCUCCUCUACGAACUAAUCGUAGCCAAACCGCAGAUGUGCAUACAACAUUCUUAAUGCGUAAUUUUCACCACGAGCUAAGUGAUAAACCGUAUGUAUAAUAUAAAUGUUAAAAAUAAAACACUCAACAUUACUUUAAUUAUUUUCAGAUCAUCUACCCCUAUAUUAAAUAGAGCCAAUGAUGAACCAAUGAAAGCACCAACUAUUGAUUUAUUUGACAUGCUUAACACAACUGAUUAUCGAGAAGAACAGUACAUAAAUACACAUUAUAUUUACUAAAUUGUUUUAUUUUUUUAUAUAUAUUUUAUCAGUUAUUAUUUUAUAAUUCAGGUAUAACAAUAAAGAGAACAAACAAUUCUAUUCUGAUAAAAAUGAUCUAUUUGAAUCACCUAAAACUAUUUCAAGAAAUUGGAUUACAGUUUUUGGCUUUUCAAUCUCAAAUAAAGACGAAAUAUUAUCAAAAUUUAUACAUAUGGUAUCUUGUUGCGAUGUAAGACAAGCUGGUCCGAAUUGGGCACAUAUAUGUUUUAGUGAUUCUACUGAUUAUCAUCGGGCUCUUUUAUUCAAUGGUCAUGUAACUAAUAACGGAGCUAUGAUUGGAGUUAUUCCUUGCAAUGAUAAGGUAAUUUUCAAUGUGAUAAUGAUAAUGGUUAGAAGUAUUGGCAAAUAAAAUAUUUUUAAAUUAGUCCAUUUUAACUGAAAAAACUGAGUCUUCCAAUUCUGGUCCGGGUCCAAGAGCUGAACUUUUAUCAAAAUCUAUACGGUCACCAAUUCUCGGUCAACAGUACUCUAGUCCAAAUGAUACAAUUUCAAAAAAAAAUACUAUAAGACCAAUGGCUAUGAAACCUAUACCUAUUCAAGGAAAAGAU